ACAGAAAAAGUACUUUUAAAAAGUGAUUGGAUAUUAUGAAAGUUUUUUCAGUGUUUAACAAGGUAAAAAAAUACGUCUGAACAAGAAGUUAAUCAGAAUUAUCGACAGACUGAAGUGCAAAAAAUUUUGAACAACGUAAAAAAUCAAGCAGAGUAGUAACGGCAUAUUUGAUUAUCUUGUCUGACGAUCUGGCACAAGUUCUUUAAAAUUAUUUCAAUAUAGAUAAAGUCUGAACGGAAUACUGAAAAUUUCAACAAUGGAGAAGAACCAGUUGCUGUCAAGUUAAAACCAUCAGAUAGUUAGACGGAUUAAUACACUUUGUGUUCUUUUUCACGAAUUUCAACAAAUCAUUUUUUUCUCGAGAAAAUUCGUCUGAAAUAUGUUCUGCCUAAUGAAGAAUAAGGAUUGAUAUAUUGGGAGAAAACGGAAAGAAAUAAUUAGCGGAAUAAUCAAAUUACCAAAGAUAGUAAAUUGACAUUUUUAAAAAAAAAAUACCCAAAGGAAAAUCUGCCAAUAUAUGAACUAGUUUUACUCAUUUAACCUUGGAUGCAUUGUUUGUGAGAAUCAUAAGAAUUACAAAAUUGGUUCACCAAGUUCAACCAGCUCGCAAAUAAUGCAAUCACAUCAGAACAUAAUCGAAUUUGCUACUUUAAUUUGACGCAGUGCGGGUUUCAAACGUUUAUUAUAUAUAUUUUAUUUUCGUUGGCACUGUUACAUUAGAAUGGCGAAUAAAAACUGUAUACAAUGAAAAAAUUGCAAGAGUUGUUUACCGCCAUAAUUCUGUCAAAACUAUUGGUUUUCUUAUAAAACUUGAAGUUUGUUUAUAUUUGGUUUAUAUUGUACAGUGUAAAGACGUGGAGAUAUAAUUAAAGUUCUAUCUGGAUACUAACAUAUUGACUUGGAUCAAAACAACAAAAUUUGCUAAUAUUGGAUUUUAAUAUCUUUCAAAUAUUUGGUUUUCCUUUCCAAAAAAGGAAUCAGAUUUUUUUGUGCAGCAUUUAAUAAGUUUGUAUGAAAAACGGAUGGACUUGACAAGUUGUGAUCGAUAAUUGUGCAAAUGACAAAUCUGUAAAUUGGUUCUCGUGAAGUUUCCAAACUUUCAGUGAAAUAGAGAUAAAAUGCAGUGCACUCCUGCAAUCAGUUGAAAUGAAGAAAGAUUUUUUUUUGUGAAUAUAAAUUCUCCCAAAUGGAAUUUAUAAGUGUAUCGCGGAUCACGUACAAUGGCUUUGUAGUUAGUAUUAUUAUCUGAAUUUCGACGCCUCUUCCAUACAUGGACUCGAAUAGAUACAUUGAUUUUUGAGACUUGAAAUGAAUAUACUUAUUUUCAUAAAUUAUGUAGAAAAGCAUGCUACAAUUAAUAUAUACAAUUCUUGUGAGUACUAUUUACAAAAAAUACAGGAUUCUAAUAAUGGAUAGAUAUAUGUGAAACUGGGAAUGUGUGGUUAUUUUCUCACGUAACUGAUCAUGCCGAUGGCUAACACAGAAUGGGAACAACGUGUUGGAUGAACUUUAGUGUUACAAUUACAUGCGUGUUGCUUCUACAACAACAAGUCGUGUCAACGUGGUGGUUCAUAAGUCAGUUACCGCUUCAAGCGGUAAGUUCCGGCAUUAUCUGUGAUAACAUUCCCGGGCUUAUUGGAAAACAAAGACGAAUGUGUCGUCUGCAUCAGGACGCCAUGGUGCCCCUCGGACAGGGGGCUCUGGAAGGGGUACACGAGUGCCAACAUCAAUUCCGCAGACACAGAUGGAACUGCAGCACCUUAGAAAGAGACGCUUCUGUGUUCGGGAAAAUACUUUUGAAAGUUGGUACAAGAGAAGCAGCAUUUGUUUAUUCCAUAUCAUCCGCGGGAGUUGUAUAUUCCAUUACACGUGCGUGUAGUCUCGGACAUUUAAGCACUUGCGCGUGUGAUCCCGGUAAAAAGGGAAAAGGUCGAGACAAACAUGGUUUAUGGUUCGAGUGGGGAGGAUGUAGCGACGACGUAAACUAUGGGCGAAAAUUUGCUCGCACGUUUAUUGACGCUAAAGAGAGAAAAAAUAUGGACGCACGUGCACUCAUGAACCUUCAUAAUAACAGAGCUGGCCGGGAGGCUGUAAAGAAAAUGCGGAAACUAGAGUGUAAAUGUCAUGGUAUUAGUGGAUCUUGUGCUAUGAGAACUUGUUGGCGUGCAAUGAGAGAUUUCAGACGAGUGGGUACUUUCCUUAAGAAACGAUAUAAUGGCGCUGUGAAGGUAAUGAUGAACCAAAACGCCGCGGACAGCGAGCUGAUUGUCGCCAACAAAAACCUUAAGAAACCAACAAAAUUUGAUUUAGUAUACUUUGAUGAGUCCCCGGACUAUUGCCUGAAGGAUUUAGGACUAGGUUCUUUUGGAACAGGCGGACGUGAAUGUAAUAAAACGUCUAUGGAUACAGACGGGUGUGACAUCAUGUGUUGUGGGCGUGGUUAUGAUACGGAAGUGAUACAGCGCGUGGACAAGUGCGAGUGUAAAUUUCAUUGGUGUUGUGACGUGAUUUGUAAAAACUGCACCAAAACCGUUGAGAGACAUACCUGUCGAGGACACGGUUCAUACAAAGUGACUGAUAAAAGUAACAGAAUCUCUUUAGGGUAAUAUAGUGAUAAAAUAUGAAAAACAUUUUAAAACCUUUACCAAAAUAAUGGAGAUGCGUUGGCCAAUGGCAACUUCUUUGAUCCAUAAGAUAAAGAAUUAAUAUAUGCUUGAAUUGAGCUAAAUGAUAUUUGGAUAAUUUGAAAGCCCAAAUCAAUAUUAUUCGGAUUUCGUACAAAAAAGAUGACUGUGUGACUUUUUUUCCACAUAAAAUAUUGUCAGCGAUAUGCUGAUUUUACUAAAGCAAGUAAAUGCAAUAGAAAUGUGAUGCAAAGCGAACAAUAAAGCAUUAUGAGGUAUUUAUUCCCCGAUGUCGGUAAAAAGUUGUCAAAAGCCAAAAAACAUGACAAUUUUCUUGUCCGGUCAUAAGUUUUGCAGUCAGUUCUUAUAUUUUCAUUUCACAGUACUGUUUUCUGCAGUUCUAAAUACUUGAAACAUAGAUUAUACUUAUCACGAUAAUACGUAUGGUAUAGUUUGAAUUUGGUGGUGCCUCCUGAAAAACCGGCUAGUAUCAAGUUGUAAGAGAUGUGCUACACUCUACACACAUGUGCGUUUCAAUAAUUUGUGUACAUAUGCAAAUAUUCCUUUAUGUAACACAUAAGAUGACGCGAAAAAGACCGCAAAGCAUUUUGUUUACUCAUGAUAAAAACCAUAAAAGCCGUAAAAGCGCAAUUACGUCAUGAAAGUGCAAAAUACCUACGAAUUAGAUAAAACAUUGAAAUGAAGAUUUAUAAAGUCUGCAUUUUAUUUACUGUUGAGAAAACAUUUUUACCUCAUAAAUUGUUGCUUGAUUUUGUAGAAUUCGCCUUACAACCGAUGUUUUAUUACUUUCAAGAAUCAUUUCAAUUUUGUUUUUAAUCCUGUGGCAUGAUUAGCAAAGAGUUUUGCAAUUUCGGUAUAAUUAUAAGAAGUCUAUGGAAAAGCAUGUUUUCCACAAACAGUGCAUUUUCUUGUUUGUCAAAUUAUCAUAUUUUUUACAAUUUAAGUUUGAAUCAUUUAGAACUGACACUGGACAAAUACUAGACAUAGUCAGUCGUCUCUCCUUUACUUCCAUCCAGGGACGACAACUCUGUGAGAUUUGGACAUAGACCACUGUAAAUUUGUUGUAAGCCGCAGCGUAGAGAGUGGACCUUUCGUAACUCGGUGAAUUUUGAUAACAGAAUAUGACAGUGUUCCGUUUAGACCUAGCAGUGGGUUUUAUUUCAUUAAAUUUUUAGCAGGGUCUGAAAAUAAUUCUAACAAUUUUCAGUCUUUCGAUUUUGUAAAAGGUAAUGAAAUGCUGCUUAGUUUAGUUUAAGCUAAGUGUCAUGACAAAUGAUACAAAAUGUUUCCUGGUGAAAAGUAUAUUUUUUCUCAAAUUGGAGUCAGUCAUUUCGCAAUAUUAGAAUCCAAAUAUUGCAUGACUUCUAUUUUUUCCCCUUCAAUUUCAACUCCUUUUAGGGCUAAUUUAAGAUUUGCAAAUCAAAAUUCCAGGUGGCACCCAGGAGAUUAGUUCACUCAUAUACAAGACAAUGUGAACAUGCGUAGUUCUGUUGACCACGUCAUAUGGUUUAAUUUUAAAGAAGUUGAAUUAAUUAUUUUCUAAGCUAAUUUUUGAUGAAAGGCUUUUCUAUUCCUACAACAUGAAGGUAACAUUUAAAAAAUGUAUUAAAAGAAACAGUAAAUACUGAGGUUUGUCUGACAUUAAUGUAGUGUACAGGGUAUGUUAUACGUUAUAUACGUUAUAUGUAUAAGGAAUAUGAUUCGAAAAUUACGGCUUUACAUCUUGGCAUUAAAGACACGUGUCUGUCAGACUCUAGACUCCAAGUCCCAGAUUACUGUCCGUUAUAAGUUGCUGAAUCCAGUAUCACAGACAAAAUAUAAAUUGCUUUCAAAUUGUACAAGGGGUUACAUGUAUAUUGUUAAACCCUUUUGAUAUCAUAUAACACUCUUGUCGAAACGUUUGACGAAAGUAAUCUCAGAUUGUAAAACGACAGACCGCAACUAAGAGCGUCAUGUGUCUUUAAUGCUGCAUAUUGAAAAUGCAUGUACAUUGCAUAUUGAUAUUACAUGUAUAUUGCAUAUUGAUAUUACAUGUAAAUUGCAUGUUGAUAUUACAUGCAUAUUGCAUAUUGACUUUACAUGUUGAUAUUACAUGUAUAUUGCAUAUAGACUUUACAUGUACAUUGUGUAUAUUGCAUAUUGAUAUUACGUGUAUAUACAUUUCUGUGUAUUUAAAAAAUGUAAAAUGUUUCUUUUGUGAUAUGUGAUAUACCUCAUUGUAAAUAUUGAGAUUAUAAAAAUAUACUGUAAAGAAAAUCAGUUAAUUAUACCAUAUUAUCAUUUUGGA
Molecule: messenger RNA, 4932 nt
Organism: Mercenaria mercenaria
Lineage: Eukaryota; Metazoa; Mollusca; Bivalvia; Venerida; Veneridae
Product: protein Wnt-2b-A-like
Exons: 6
Coding region: 1485-2606 (373 amino acids)
Biological process (GO): canonical Wnt signaling pathway; cell fate commitment; neuron differentiation
Cellular component (GO): extracellular region
Molecular function (GO): frizzled binding; cytokine activity
Source: RefSeq, a predicted model, not a curated record